UACAGAAUAACAACAUGUUACAUGGCGAAUUAGGCUUAUCCGCUAAAUUAACUAUUUUUGCCUCCGGCUCGUUGUGUAUGAUAAACAACAUUCUCAUUGCAUGCGAGUUUCUGGCGCACUAGUAGAGAGUACAAGUAAAUUUCUAGAAAUAAAGCACAAAAUAUUUUUACUUCCUUCUCAGGGAAAGACGAAACAAUUAUGUUAUCCAGACCGCAGUCACAGUCACAGUGUGACUGUCUCUUUUCAGACUCUUGCCUUGGACUUUGGCAAGUUGGGGCGUUUUGUCAGUAACUUGGGCUGUCCUCAUGUCCGGGACAAAUGAUUUCUAAGAUUCAAAUGCUGUAAAUAUGCAGAUGUGUACGAAUCCAUAUGUGACUAAAGGUGGUGACUUUAUUGUAAAACCGGAAUGCCCUGCCCCUUGGACAUCCACAUGGCCAGAUGGAAUGAAGGAACUGCAAGGCAGAACCAGACCACAGGCAAAGUGGCAAGCCAGGUCAACCCCGUCUUCGUCUCAUGCCCAGAGUAGUCUUUACAACAGAAUGUACCGACCCAAAACAGCGGCCGCCAUUCUCAGUCGAACAGAUUGUGAUCGGGUGUUAAAGUUGGAGCAUGAACCGACGCGGCGGCACAACUUUGAAAAUCAUCUGGGAACAAAACGGACCAAAGCACCUCCCUGGCAGAAGAAGUUUGAUACUCCACUCGUUCCGUUUGUCGUGGGCCCGGGCUACAUUCUGUCGAGGAGUAAAAGCAAAUAUGUUGCCACGCUGAAGAACAAUUUCUUUGACCAGACUCAAGAGGAAAUCCAGAAGAGGAAAGAGAGUGAUAAUGAGAAGAACAAUUUGAUCAACCAGCUUCAAGAGCAAAUCUGCAACCUGACGCUGUAUCUGGAGGAGGAGAGACUGAACCAUAAACUUACCAAACAGAAGGCUGAAGACUUCUUGCGAGACAAAAUGGACCAGCUCACUGAACAACAUAACUGUCAAAUCAGCGAUCUAGUGGAAGAGCGUGAGCGUUCACUGAUUAAACAGAAAGCUCAACUAGAGGAAGAAUUCAACCAGUACAGGGCAAAGACUGAAGGCCAGAUUCAGAAGCUGACGAAGGAUAUUGAGUUCCUGCAGGGAGCGUUUGAGUCGUACAAGAGCACGCUUCACUCCGAGACCGGGGAGAAGUGGAAGAAAAUGGAGGAUGAGUGGAAACACAAAUACAAAGAGCAAAAACAGACCGCACUUCAUGAACUCAGAACAAAGUUGAUACAGGAGAAGAAUGCGGAACUGUCGAAGGUAUCCAAGGAGCAGCAUCAACAGAUGGAACUCCUACGCAAGGAGCACAGGAAGGAAAUUGACGCACUUAUCCGAAGAUUUUCUAAUGCUGCAGCGGAUCUUGAACGGUUAGAGAAAACAACAGCAGAACUAAAGGAAACACAGACUGAGUUCAAGGAACUGAAAUCUCGUUAUGACGAAACUUGUGACCAACUCGCCAACACCAUGCGACUCCUCACUGAUUCGAAAAUCAAGGUGCUGGAGUUUGAAGAGCUGUUUGAGGAGAAGGUUCAGGCCAUUGAUGACAAAUACCGAGAAAGACUGGAUGGUCUGAUGGUUCAAAACACCGAACUCAGACGUCAGUUCACGAGGAAAUGUGGAGAGCUCUUUGAUCAGCAGUCUUCAUCAGAACAGGAGAAUUUUAAGAGGAUAGAAACGGCAAAAGAAGCCCUGACGGAGGUGAUCAAGUCAAAGGAGAGAGCGAACGUCAACAUGAGCGCGACAGUUCCCGAGUUGGAGAAGUUGCAGCGUGAGCGUAAAUCCCGGCCCGCGAGUGCGCCGACCACUCGACGCGAAGCCAACACUGCUCACCUGAGUGCUGGGGAAACCGACCACCUUCACAGACCCAAGAAGCUUAUACACCCCGAGCCGAGCUAUAUCGCUGAAACCUCGCCCGAGACCGAGCAGCUACGUAAAGAACUCUUGUCACAAAAUGUCCGAGUUUUCACAAAAGAAGAUUUACUCAAUGCCUUGGAUACAUAGCAAUCUCGAAACUGGUUUAUUUGUUGAAGUAAUUUUUGUUACACAAAAUAAAAGUGAAAGUUAUUCGGUGGCAUGGACACAUGUAGUAGUCUCAAAACUGGAAUAUUUAUCGAAGUAAUAUUUGUUACACGAAGAAAAGUGAAAGUUAUUCAGUGGCUAGGACAAAUAGCAAUGUUUUGAAACUGGAUUAUUUAUUGCUUUAAUAUUUGUUACACAAAGAAAAGUGAAAGUUAUUCAUCAGCUUGGACAAACAGCAAUCUUGAAGCUGGUGUAUUUAUUGAAGAAAUAUUUGUUACACAAUGAAAAAUUAAAGUUUUUCAGUGGCUUGGACACAUAGCAAUCUCAAAACUGUUGUAGUUAUUGCUUUAAUAUUUGUGACACAAAGAAACGUGAAUGUUAUCCAGUGGCUAGCACACAUACAUGUAGCAAUCUAGAAACAGGAGUAUUUAUUGCUUUAAUAUUUGUUACAGAAAGAAAAAGAAAAGUUAGUCAGCAGCUUGGACACGUGUAGGGCCUAGUAUUCUUGAAAGUAGCGUAGUUAUUGAAGUAAUAUUUGUUGCACAAAGAACAUUGAAAAUUAUUCAGUGGCUUGGAUAUAUAGCAAACUUCAGACUAGUGUAGGUAAUAUGUGUUGGUGAAAAAGGAAGGGGAAACAUAUUCACCGGCUUGGAAACAGAAUUUUAAUUUUUAAUGUCCAUUGCACAAAGAAAGGUAGAAGUUAUUCUGUUAUUUUAGAUUAGCAUCUCGUUUAAGACGACAGCUGCUUAAAGGUUCAAUCCAUAGCCUCGUUUUACAAAAAGAUCUUAGGACUAACAUCACCUAAGCAUUCUUUGCACUAAGAUAUUGCACUUAAGAUGAUCUUUGCCCCAAGAUCUCUUCGUAAAACGGUGCCUAUAUGUCAUACCAUUGGUUAACACAUGACUGUUACAUGUUGCAUUUAGGAGAAUCUAUGAAACAUUCUUGCCAUCUGCAAACCUUUGUUAGCAUAGUAUUGUGCACAUCAUAGUCAGGUAUGAGACCAGGUUUUAUUUUGGUUUUUUAAACAUGUACCCUUCAAUUAAUCUUGGUUUAGAACCACAAAACCAUAUUUUAAAACCAAGUAUUUAAGAUUUAUAUUAUAUUAUUAACUGAACACUCAGGCCUAUAGUUUACACCAAGGUUUAUGGCGAUAAAUGUACCCACAAUAAGUAUGCCAAAAAAUAAUAAUUCCCAAAGAAUUUCUUAUACAGUUAAAAUGUUUAUCUUCUUUCGAUGAAAAGGUGAUUGAUGUUUUGUUAAUGUAUUAAUAGCAGUGAUCUGCAUUGUUUUAUUUCCUGUGUGUCAUUGAUAGACUUACUACUUAAAAUAUUAACUACUUUUGAUACAAAUUAACAUAAUUGAUGUUUUGUUAAUAUUAUAAUAGCAGUGAUCUGUGAUAUUUUAUUUCCUGCGUGUCAAAGUUUAUUAGUGAAAAAAAAGAAUUUAACAAUAAAUAAUACAGGUAUAUAUGAAGUGUUAUGUGGAAUAUAUUAAAAGUAAAAGAUAAAUUUCAAACAUUUGAUUUUAAAUUGUAUUGUUGACUAUUGUACUCUUUAUUUAUGCCCCACUCCCCCGUACAUCAUUCAGAGUUGGGGGAGGGUGUACGUUUGAGUAUCACUCGUGUGAGAAAUCUUAGGAUCGGGGACACCAACAGAAAGGUUUGUGUUAUUAUUACUGAAUAAAAUUUGUUAGUUCUGCAAAUUUGGUUAAGUAAUAGUAUAGUUCUAUAAGGUCGUAAUAAAAAAGACAUUAGAUUUUCAUCCAAAUUGUUUUUCAAAAUAGGGCGAGGCAUGAUUUUUUUUUUUUUCCAAGAUGUAAAAUACCACGUCAAACAAAAAUUGUUUUUUAACUUUGCCAGUAAAAAGGAGAGGGUGGCUGGGGUGCUUUAUCCUUGAGGUAGGCAAUUAUAAAUAUCUACAAUUCAUUUCAUUAUUAUGGCCCAACAAGCAAUUUUUGCGACCUAUUAUUAGUUGUUUUCAUGUGUACUUGUUACUUUUAAGUUGUUUUAAAUAUUCAUGAAUUUGUUUUAUUAAAACCAAAUGAAGCAUUUUUGUGAAUAGAUUUAUUUGGUAAAAUACAAAUUAAAAAUUUUUUAUUACU
Molecule: messenger RNA, 4139 nt
Organism: Gigantopelta aegis
Lineage: Eukaryota; Metazoa; Mollusca; Gastropoda; Neomphalida; Peltospiridae
Product: centrosomal protein of 164 kDa-like
Exons: 17
Coding region: 348-2021 (557 amino acids)
Cellular component (GO): cytoplasm
Source: RefSeq, a predicted model, not a curated record